GGUACAAAAAUCACUCCCACUCCCAACUCUUUGCAGUUUACACUAAUGAGCCGAGCAUUCUCAUCAAAGCUCCCAACGAAACCUUCACCGCCAUCGUCAUCGUCCGCGGCGACGGCGACGGCGACGACCAAGACUCAUCGGAGGAAGAAAAGGAAUGAGCUGCAGCAGCAGAGCAUUCGGAAUCCAUUGCAGGAUCUCAAUGCCGCCAUAUUCAAUACCACUAUUCAGCCAUCUUCUUCUAUCUCCAUCGAAGCGCCCCGAGGCUGCCUCAGGUUUUUUCUAUCUCAUUCUUCUGCUGCUUCGUCUAAAAUGCCUGUUCAUGGACCUCAUUCCAGAACCCAUAAAUCGGCCCCCUUGGUGCCAUCUUCCAAACCCUCCAAGUCCAAGGAGAAUCAGAGUAGAUGUAGUAUUUUUCUGAAAAAUUCGGAGAAACCCCAAAAGCCAAUUUCCACAAAAGUUCGAAAGAAUAACUCUUCUUGUCUCUACCAAUGGCAGUCUGCGAAGAAAUCUAGAUCCACAGCGGGGCAACAACCUAAAACUUGUUCAAUUUCGAACUCAAGUGGCAUUUCUGCCAAUGAAUUGGAGUCUGGGUCAGUGGUAAAAGGCCUGGUUGAACUCGAACCAUGUGCUAACGAUGAAACUUUUACGCCAUUGAGUAAGAUAGCGUCUGGGUGUCGUUCGGAUUUUAGAGUUGAGAAGGCCAUAGAAGAGAAUUCUAGGAAAGAGAAAAGCAAAACUCCUCCUAUUCAGGCCUCUGUGUCUCCCGAAAUACAAUGUGGCUCGUCGUCUGUGGUUUCAACAACUACACCUGCUUGUUAUGGAGCUGGCCAUGUGGUUUCUGGGAUCACAGACAAGAGAAAGUGCCGGCCUAGAGGGCUUCUCGCUGUGGGAGAGAAUGAUUCGGGUUUUGGUAAAGGUAAAGCGUUAGGUAGUUUUGAUUAUGAUGACGAUGAAGAAAUUGUUGACAGGGUUUGUACCGACUCUGAUGCUCCUUUGAUCCCCUUGCCUUCUGAAGCUUCAAUGUAUUGGCUUUUAUCACCAUGUCGUGAUGAGGAUAAGAACAAGAAAGAUAACGGUUCUUGUCAAUCUAAGAGUCCUGCAGGGUCCAUUAGUCUUCAUUCUUCGUCUUUGCCCUCAAGUAGUCAUGAGUUAUCUUCAGAUGUUUGUAAUACAGCAAGUGCUACUUAUAGCAGGAAGGAAGUUUCUGUAAACUCUCCGGGUGGAAUAGCUGUGUUUCGAGAAUUAUUGGAGCCCUUGAAUCACCAUUCUCCACAUAGCACACAUGAUUAUGCGGCUUCCACCUUGAAAGAAGGAAGAAAAUGCCCUUAUUAUUUUGAUGGUGAAAACUCUCCAUCCUCUAUGGAUUCACUGGGUAGUGGAAAUGUUAUACUUACCCCGGGAUCCAACUCGGGCUCGGAUAGAUUUGCCGACUUAAUACGAUUAAGUACGGACAAUCAUAUGAAAAGUAAAUUUGAUUAUGAACUCAAUUCUGUGGUUGAGUCUCUUCGGAAGACAAGCUUGUCUCCCAACAGCAUUGAACCAAAUAGGAACAGCAUUGAUUUCAGUUUUCAGUUUGAUUCUGUUAGUACAUCUUGCAGCUCUGUUUAUUUUAAUCAGUUCAAGCAAGUACUUGAUGAUCAGGCUUCUUGGAACUCAUGUUCUACACUGGAUAAUGACUCACAAUCCCAGAUGAGGAUAUCUUGGAGAGAUGGAUUAAUGAGCCAGAUAUAUGAGAUGGAUGAAUUUGAUUGCUGCAGAUGUCUAUCAGAUGAAGAGGAAGAUGCCAAUGAUUGCAGUCAGGACCAAUUAUUAUCCAGUGGAUGUUUGGAUAUCAAUACAAAUACGAGUAAGAAUCAAAGUUUAACUAAAUCUGAUUGUUGGUCUGCUGAAAUUUUGGAUAGUGAACCAAGAGUAGAAGAAAAAGUUCAAGAGAACUUCUAUUCUGGAACUCCUCAAUUAUCAUAUUCGUGUGCGGAGUCCAUCAGCACUGAUGGAGGUGGCCUGCUUGCUUCGGCAGAUUCAGAGUGGGAUUUUUGCUACAGGAAUGACCUGUUCCAAGUAUGAUUUUUUUAUUAAUAUAUCUUUUUUUUAUUCUUUGCUCCCGUGACCCUCUUUGAAUAAGCUCUGAAUCACACUUGGUACUAAUUGUUCUUGGGUCACUUUGUAAACAAAUGAACACUGUUGUAUAAUUUUUCUUCCCUUAGUUUGAUUUUGAUUUGGUAUCAAGAAUUUUACUACUGUAUAAGGUUUUCAUUGCUGUAUUCCAAGCCUUGGUCAGUUUGUAGAUGAUGCCACUGAGCACUGAGCAAUAGUCGAAAGUACAGACAAGUGUUCUCAGUAUCCGUCUAAAGGCUUGAAGCUGAAAAAAAAAACUGUACCGCAACAACUCUGGUUGGAGAAACUCUUCUAGUAGAAGCAUUCGUUAUUCUCAAUACAAGCAUGAAUCUUAAGUUUGUAGACUUACAUAUCAUCAUACGAAUAAAAACUGACAGCUAGUCAUCUUACUUCUGA
Messenger RNA from Humulus lupulus (European hop), 2511 nucleotides. RefSeq lists its product as uncharacterized. Bases 46 to 2064 code for a protein of 672 amino acids. NCBI's taxonomy places the organism in Eukaryota, Viridiplantae, Streptophyta, Magnoliopsida, Rosales, Cannabaceae. The record is from RefSeq and is a predicted model, not a curated record. The transcript has a single exon.